GAGGAGGAGGAGGAGGAGGAGGAGGAGGAGGAAGAGGAGGAGAAGGAGGAGGAGGAGGAGGAGGAGGAGGAGGAGGAGGAGGAGGAGGAGGAGGAGGAGGAGGAGAAGGAGGAGGAGAGGAGGAGGAAAAGGAAGGGAGGAGGAAGGGAGGAGGAGGAGGAGUAGGAGGAGGAGGAGGAGGAGGAGGAAGAAGAGGAGGAGGAGGAGGAGGAGGAGGAGGAGGAGGAGGAAGAAGAGAAGGAAGGGAGGAGGAAGAGAAGGAAGAGGAGGAGGAAGGGAGGAGGAGGGGAGGAGGAGGAGGAGGAGGAGGAGGCGGAGGAGGAGGAGGAGGAGGAGGAGGAGGAGGAGGAGGCGGAGGAGGAGGAGGAGGAGGAAGAAGAGAAGGAAGGGGAGGAAGAGAAGGAGGAGGAGGAGGAGGGAGGAGGAGGGGAGAAGGAGGAGGAGGAGGAGGAAGAGGAGAAGGAAGGGAGGGAGGGGGAGGAGGAGGAGGAGGAGGAGGAGGAGGAGGAGGAGGAGGAGGAGGAGGAGGAGGAGGAGAAGUUUGUCAGCCGGAAGCACCCUCGCCUCCACGCAGAGCACAUUGAAGGAAAUUCAUGCGAAGUGUUACACAGCGCAGACACGCGCUGGAGAAUCAUAAUUUGCCUACUGUUCAUCGCACAACGUGUUUCAAGUGGUGAAAUCUAUACAAAUGUGAGUGGUGGUGUAGUGACUAGUGAGGUGUGUGUUGACAUGGCUGAACGAUAUAUUAUACCGGACGAACGGAUAAGCACAGCAAAGAUAAGAUAUUCAAGUGUUGAACUAAAGAAGCUACGGUACAAGUGCGGCGUUAUUGGCGUAAGUGAGACAUGGUUUUCAAGAAACAAACCAGCAGAAUUAUAUAUGCUGCCUGGGUACGAGUUGAUACACCAAGAUCGUGAAACGAGAGGAGGGGGCGUGGCGCUAUACGUUAAAUAUGAACUUGCAUUAAGAAACACAAAUAUUGUUGUACCGGAUAAUUUAGAAUGCGUAUGGACGAUGAUUGAGCAAAACUUUCCCUACCACGUGAAGAAACUCUUUGUAUGUUGCCUAUACCACCCACCAAAUGCACCCUCACACGACGAGUUGCUGGAGCAUCUCGUCACCACUGUGGAUGCUGUGCGAUCGACAUAUAGUGACACUCGUAUAGUAAUACUCGGUGACUGCAAUGAUCUGGAUGUGAACUAUCUAACAACACAACUUAGACUUCGAUGUGUCGUCACAACACCUACUCACGGGAACUCUACAAUCGAUCUUAUUUUAACGGACGCUGAAUUUUACAUAAAUAGCGAAACACAACCACCCAUAGGAUUGAGCCGUCAUCUAUGUGUAGUGAGUCGUCCCGAUGUCCAGCCCGAACAACCUACUUACAGCGUUCGAACGUUUAGACCCUUCCUGGAUUCAUCUGUACGCCAAUUUGGUCAGUGGAUCACGCAUGAGGAGUGGAGGGAUGUGUUAGCAACGAGCGAUGCCGACGAAGCAGCAGACACGAUGGAGAGGGUACUGUUGGAGCGGUACGAGGCGUAUUUCCCGGAACGACGCCAGAGGAUGAGGAAGGAAAACAAACCUUGGAUCACCGCGAGGAUCCUGCGACUCAUGGACGCGAGGCGACGCGCGUACGACCGUGGCAACUUGGAUCGCUGGAGAGAGUUGUAUCGCCAAAUCAAGUGUGAAAUUAAAAAUACCAAACGACAAGUAGGACUUAAUAUACAACAAAAUGAUAUUAGUUCCCCUAAAUUUUCCAUGAACGUUAAAGGUAUCUUAGGAGGCCAAAAGAAACCCCUUAAAAUACCCGUUUUGAGCCAUCUUACCAAUAUUGAAAUUUGCAAUACUAUCAAAUCACACUUUACCAAUAUUUGCACACAUUUACCCCCGAUUGACCCAUUGCAAAUUCCUAGUUUUUUACCGGCCUGCGAACCGCCAGUAAUAGACAGAAUAACUGUAUAUAAAGCACUUUUAUCCCUUAAAGCAAACAAAGCCUCACCACCGGGCUCGUUACCUAAGAAACUUUUGCAUGAAUUUGCGUAUGAAAUCAGUGAGCCUUUCACACAUGUAAUUAAAUUAAGUAUUGAGAGUGGUAUCUUCCCUCGUAAAUGGAAAGGGGCCACCAUCACCCCAUUGGCCAAAAAAAGAACAGUUACUGAAUUAGGUGAUCUACGUCCCCUUUCCCUUACCCCCGAUUUUGGUAAAAUCUUAGAAGGUUUUGUAGCCCAACUAGUUCUCCAAGAUAUUAGACCAAAUUUAGACCCUAAACAGUAUGGCAAUCUAAAGGGGAAGUCACCUUCCCAUUAUAUGACCUCUUUUCUUGACACAAUUUUGAAAGCCUUAGACAAACCCAAGAAAAUUGCCCAAAUUGUUCUGAUAGAUUUCAAAAAGGCUUUCGAUUUUGUAGACCACACAGUUGCCAUCAGAGAACUCUUUCUUUUAGGUUGCCGUCCCCACCUUCUAGCAUUUGUCAAAAGCUUUUUAUCAGAACGACAACACAGGGUACGCUAUCAGGAUACUCUCUCUGACUGGGACAGCAUCACGUGCGGUGUACCUCAGGGCACCCGGCUCGGCCCAGUCAUCUUCCUAGCCAUUAUUGACAGGUUGUGUAGGAACACUGAUAUGCGAGCUAAAUAUGUCGAUGAUUUAACCCUUGCUGAGAUAGUCGAUGUAAACAAUGAAACUCACUUCACUAUGCCAAAUCUAUUGAAUGAACUUUCAGAAGGUUGUGCAUAUAACAAAAUGACCCCAAAUCCAAUGAAAUGCGAAGUACUGCAUGUGUGUCCAUCUAAACGACCCAUUGUGUUCCCUGAACUCACUCUAGAUAACUUCCCCUUGCCUAUUGUUAAUCAUUGUAAAUUAUUAGGGAUCCACAUCAACUCACAACUAAAUUGGGAUGAUCACAUCGAUUAUAUAACGUCUAAGGCCAGCAGAAACUUGUUUAUAUUAUAUAGGGCAAAGCAAUUCAACUUCAAUCAAAAUGUAUUAUUCACACUGUAUAGUUGGUUUAUAAGGACGAUUUUGGAAUACGCAGCACCUGUGUGGCAUCCGGGACUCAAACAGGCCCAACACACUCGCCUGGAAAGAAUUCAAAAACGCUGCUUACGCAUAAUAUUGUCACCAAAUUAUGUCGAUUAUAACGACGCCCUUAAUCAACUGAGAUGUGACUCCCUAUACCAGAGACGAGAGGACCUUACACUCCGUUUUGGUAAAUCCCUCCUAGAGUCAAAUGAAUUCAGACACCUCCUCCCACAGUACCUGCACGAAAUCCAUGGUAACAGUGACAAGAAUGACAAUUACUUGACACAAGACACUCAGACGCAGCGACGCCGUUACAGAACGACUGACGUGAAGCGACGAAGUUAA
Molecule: messenger RNA, 3366 nt
Organism: Penaeus indicus
Lineage: Eukaryota; Metazoa; Arthropoda; Malacostraca; Decapoda; Penaeidae
Source: RefSeq, a predicted model, not a curated record